Erigeron canadensis is the source of this 2644-nucleotide messenger RNA. Its product is annotated as protein PHOX1-like. The record is from RefSeq and is a predicted model, not a curated record. The coding region runs from base 226 to 2256 and encodes 676 amino acids. The transcript has 3 exons. NCBI's taxonomy places the organism in Eukaryota, Viridiplantae, Streptophyta, Magnoliopsida, Asterales, Asteraceae. Gene Ontology annotation, molecular function: protein binding.
AAUACAAUAAAAAAAAAAAAUAUUCCCUGUUUCAUUCAUCUAAAACUCCAAAAGCAUUUCCUCACAAUAUCAAUCCAGGUUUCACGUACUUAUCAUAUUCAGGUCCAUUAUAUCUUUAUCAUCUUGUAACUAUUUCUUUAUUAUAAUUGUUGUUAUUUCAAUCUUAUUUUUGUACCCUAAUUGAAAUUCAGUUAUUUAUUGUAUCUUAAAAGGAUAUAGACAUAUAUGGGAAAACCAACUGGUAAAAAGAAGUUACAAUCUAGUGAUGAAAAAGUUAUAAAACAUAACAAAACAUCCUCAGACAGAACGUCGAAAAACGUUGAUGAAGACACUGCUGUGUUUAUUCAAAUGUCCCAAGAAACAAAAGAAGAAGGAAACAAGUUGUUUCAAAAACAUGAUUAUGAAGGUGCCAUGUUGAAAUAUGAAAAGGCUUUAAAAUUGUUACCCAAAAGUCAUAUAGAUGUUGCGUAUUUACGUUCUAGAAUGGCGAGUUGUUAUAUGCAGUUAGGACUUAAGGAGUAUCCAAGAGCUAUACAAGAAUGUAAUUUAGCUCUUGAGGUUGCUCCUAAGUAUAGUAAAGCGUUGUUAAAUAGAGCGAAAUGUUAUAGUGCUUUGAGUAAAAUUGAUUUGGCUUUGAGAGAUGUUAACAAUGUGUUGACUGUGGAAACGGGUAAUGUGGCUGCAUUGGAAAUGGAAGAAUCUUUGAGGAAAACGGUUGAAGGGAAUGGUUUGAAAGUUGAAGAUGUUGGUGUUUAUGAAGACGUCGUCGAGCCUAAUUUGGUGAAGAAAGUUAAAGCGUUGAAAGACAAGGUUGAUAAGAAGAAGAGGAGAAAGAAAGGUGACGCGAAGGUGGUGAGGGAGGAUAAAGAGAUUGUUAAAGAAGAAAAAGUGGUGAUGAAAACUGUGAAGAUGGUGGUUGGUGAUGAUAUAAGGUGGGCUGAGAUACCGGUUAAUUGUAGCAUUGGGUUAGUGAGGGAGAUAGUUAGGGAUAGAUUUCCGGGACUACAUGGUGUUCUUAUUAAGUAUAAAGAUCAAGAAGGGGAUUUAGUCACAAUUGUGAAUAAUAAUGAGCUUAGAUUAGCUGAAAAGUUAAGUGAUCCUCAAGGUUUUUUUAAGUUGUACUUGGCAGAAGUUAGUCCUGAUAAAGAACCAUUAUAUGAGGGUCUGGAAAGAGGACAAAUUCUUAAUACUGAUUACGUAAUAUCUAGUGCUUCUGAUGUUGGAAAGAAUGGUGAAAUGGAAAAGGGGACGACUUGUAUAGAGGAAUGGAUUGUUGAAUUUGCAAGACUGUUCAAGAACCAUGUAGGAUUUGAUGCAAAUCCGUAUUUGGAUCUUCAUGAGCUUGGAAUGGAAUUGUAUUCUGAAGCAAUGGAAGAUACUAUCACAAAUGAAAGCUCUCAAAAUCUUUUUGAUAUCUCGGGUGACAAGUUCCAAGAAAUGUCUGCUUUAGCUAUGUUUAAUUGGGGGAAUGUGCACAUGAAUAAAGCGCGAAAAUUGGUGGCCUUUGCAGAAGAUGGAACCCAGGAAUUGGUAGUAAAAACGGUGAAAGAUGGAUAUGAAUGGGCAAAAAAGGAAUACACAAAAGCUGGCAAAAGAUAUGAAGAGUCACUAAAGGUUAAGCCCGAUUUCUAUGAAGGCCACCUGGCACUCGGGCUGCAGCAGUUUGAACUGGCAAAGCUGAUAUGGCAUUACACUAUUGGGAGCAAAGCUGAUCUUGAAGGACCAUCUAUACAAAUUUUGGACUUAUAUAAUAAGGCAGAGGAUAACAUGGAGAAGGGAAUGCAAAUUUGGGAAGAACUUGAAGAACGGCGAUUAAAUGGAUUGGGAUUAUAUGAUAAGUAUAAAGAUGAGCUGGCUAACGUGGGCUUGGAAAGUGUUUUUAAAGAUGAUGAAGCUGCAGAACAAGCUGUAAAUAUUAGAUCUCAGAUAUAUAUUCUAUGGGGUACAUUGCUUUAUGAGCGGUCAGUUGUGGAAUAUAAGUUAAGUUUGCCAUCGUGGGAAGAAUGUUUGGAAGUUUCAGUUGAAAAGUAUGAACUCGCGGGUGCAUCACAUACAGACAUCGCUGUGAUCGUAAAGAACCAUUGUUCCAAUGGAACAGCUCUGGAAGGUCUUAGUUUCAAAAUAGAUGAAAUAGUUCAGGCAUGGAACGAGAUGUUUGAUACAAAACGGUGGCAGACUGGUGUUCCAACGUUCCGGCUUGAACCACUGUUUAGACGACGGGUCCCAAAACUGCAUUCGCUGAUGGAGCAUUUCUGAAAUUUCUUUGUAUUCUUUUCUUUGUUUAGGUUGUUGCAUUUAAAUUGCUUCUAUUGCUACUGGAAGUGAAAGAACUGGAGGAUUUUCUGGCUUUUGUUAUUUUUAGUGCAACCAGGGCUUCUAUUGACCAAAAAGGUCACCCAAGCUCAAGGUUCUGUAUGUGUUUUCCUGUGAAUGACAUAUUUGUCAAAGGAGUUGGCAACAUUUUUUUAUGCCAAGUUGCUUAAUGAUAGAUCAUCAUGGGUAUGCUUGAUCUUGUGUUAUCUUUUUGAAAAAGAAUUGUAGCUGCAAGAUACUUUGUUAAUAGGUUUUCUUGUACUUUUGCUUAUGGUUGUUAGUUGGACUUGUGUGAUUUUUUGAAAUCCCAUUCUUCAAAAAAGUUUGAUUA